Messenger RNA from Mirounga angustirostris (Northern elephant seal), 952 nucleotides. It is a transcript of the gene GUCA2B, whose product is annotated as guanylate cyclase activator 2B. Gene Ontology annotation, molecular function: guanylate cyclase activator activity. The transcript is spliced from 3 exons. The coding region runs from base 1 to 333 and encodes 110 amino acids. The record is from RefSeq and is a predicted model, not a curated record. Lineage: Eukaryota; Metazoa; Chordata; Mammalia; Carnivora; Phocidae. Gene Ontology annotation, cellular component: extracellular region.
AUGCGCGGCAGCCCGGUGUCAGGGCUCCUGUCCUCGGUGGUCCUCCUCCUGCUGCUGCAGGACGCACGCUCAGUCUACAUUCGGCACCAAGGCUUCCAGGUCCAGCUGGAAUCAGUGAAGAAGCUGAGUGACCUGGAGGGGCAGUGGGGGCCCAACCCCCGCCUCCAGACCCAGAGCUUUGUGCCCUCCAUGUGUCACCACCCAGCCCUGCCGCCGGACCUCCAGCCGGUCUGCGCAUCCAAGGAAGCUGCCAGCAUCUUCCAGGCCUUGAAGAGCAUCGCUAAGGACGACUGCGAGCUGUGCGUGAAUGUCGCCUGCACCGGCUGCCUCUGAGGCGACUGGCUGCCCUGAGCCCACUCGGACACCGCCCCCAGCCCGCUACCUUCCCAGCCCGCAUCAGCCCCCCACUGCCCCGUCCGAGCCCCAGUGGGGCCCCUGAGCGCAUCAGCACCACUGGCCAGAGGACCGAGCAGCUGGACGUGGCACGAAGCGGUUGGACACAUGGUUGGAGGGGAGUUUGGUCCCUGAGGUAGCCCUGCUGCCCAAAAAGGAUGCCCCACCUACCUACACCCAGAGUCUGGAGACCCUAUGUCCAUCCCCGGGAGCCCCGGGCAGAGGGGCUUGGGAAGCUGGUAUGUGAGGAGAAAGGCUGAUCUCAGGAUACAGUCAGGAGCUUCCCAGUUUCCAGCACCUGCGGAGGUGGAUCAGCAAGCCCUAUUUCACAUAGGAGGAGGGAGGCUGACGGGGGGCAUGGAAUGAGUCCCCCCAAAUCACAGAGCUAAGACGCUGCAGAGUGACCGGACCCAUCUGACCCUGCAAGCCGAGCUCCAGGCCUGGCCCAGCGACAGAGCCAGGGCUGCUAUGCUUCCCCUGGGAGGUGGGGCUGCCCUGGUGGGUGCGCGCAGGGAAGAACAACUUGGUGCCCCCUCCCAGGCUGGGUGUCUGGGCUGCC